AUGACUCAAGAUAUUCAAGGUUCAAUGGCAGAUGCAUUCAAGUAUCUUAAUGAUGCUGAGAAACAAGCUGCUAAUUUAGAGAAAAUGCUUGAUGCAUUUGAAGCUAAAUUAGAUUCCAUAUUGAAAGAUGCAGAGAAUAUAAAUAAACCGGAUGAAGCUGAACAUCAGAAUGGAUAUGAAGAUGAUGUUGAACAUACAGAUGAAAACGAAAACGAAAACGAAAACGAAGGCGAUAAUGAGGAAGAAGAAGAAGAAGAGGGGGAGGAAGAAGGUGAUGAUGACGAAGAAGAAGAAAACACCAAAGAUAAGAGUAAUGGUAAGGAAGACAUUGAUAGAAAUAAAGAUUCUAAAGAGGACAACAGCAAUGCAAACUCAACUCAAGCUGUAAAAAAUAAGCUGGAAACAAAACUAAAGGAAAAUGAACAUUCAGAUGAAAAAUCAGAUCCCACCAAGGAAAACUCUAAAGACGGGAAAGUUUCAAAAGAAAAUACUACUAAUGCAAAUGAUUCAAUUAACGAAAAACUAACUACAGAUGAUGAGCCAAUUGUUCCCACAACCAAAUCUGAUGAAUAA
Messenger RNA from Candida albicans SC5314, 573 nucleotides. RefSeq lists its product as uncharacterized. Lineage: Eukaryota; Fungi; Ascomycota; Pichiomycetes; Serinales; Debaryomycetaceae. The transcript has a single exon. The record is from RefSeq and is a predicted model, not a curated record. Bases 1 to 573 code for a protein of 190 amino acids.